Molecule: messenger RNA, 1821 nt
Organism: Aspergillus niger
Lineage: Eukaryota; Fungi; Ascomycota; Eurotiomycetes; Eurotiales; Aspergillaceae
Exons: 6
Coding region: 1-1821 (606 amino acids)
Biological process (GO): DNA repair; DNA recombination; DNA replication
Cellular component (GO): nucleus
Molecular function (GO): DNA binding
Source: RefSeq, a predicted model, not a curated record
AUGUCUUCAGAAGCAGCAUCUCAAGUCUCCGUUGGGGCACUCAGCGCUAUCUUCGAUGAUACAAAGCCUCAAACGCGUGAGCCUGUUGUUCAGUGUGUCCAGAUAAAGCCAUUGCCAGCUCAGCAGAGCCACCCGGAACGCUACCGAGCUGUAUUCAGUGAUAUUUCAAAUUAUGUGCAGACGAUGCUUGCGACCCAAUUGAACCCCAUGGUUUCUAGUAAGCUAUUACGGAAGGGGUGUUUCGUUCGCCUGAAGUCAUUCCAAGCGAACUCCGUGAAAGGCAAAAAGAUUCUUAUUAUUCUCGACCUUGAAGUCUUGGAGGGACUAGGAGAGGCCGAGAAGAUUGGCGAUCCGAAACCACUCGAAAGUAAAACAGAUGAAGACGAGAAGCACCAGCCCACUACAAUCUCCAGCAAUGGUUUCUAUGGAUCGAAGAUAUCAGGAGCACAGGUCCAGUCAAAUACCGGAGUGCAGUCAGCACGACCUGUUUUGGCCGCAACGCAUGCUACUAUAUAUCCCAUCGAAGCUAUUUCACCAUAUUCUCACAAAUGGACGAUCAAAGCACGCUGUACGAGCAAAACAAAUAUUAGGACCUGGCACAACAGGAAUACCGAAGGGAGGCUCUUCAGCGUUAAUCUACUGGACGACAGUGGCGAAAUACGAGCUACUGGAUUUAAUGACCAAUGCGAUAUGCUGUAUGACGUCUUCCAGGAGGGCGGUGUAUACUAUAUUUCCAACUGCCGCGUGCAGAUUGCGAAAAAGCAGUUCACGAACCUGAACAAUGAUUAUGAGCUCACUUUCGAAAGGGAUACGGUGGUUGAAAAGGCAGAGGAUCAGACCGAUGUUCCCCAAGUUCGAUUCAAUUUCACUUCUAUCGGUGACCUCCAAUCGGUAGAAAAAGAUACUACAAUCGAUGUGAUAGGUGUACUGAAGGAGGCCAUGGAUGUUACACAGAUCACAUCCAAAACUACAAACAAACCCUAUGACAAGCGUGAGCUAAUCAUGGUUGACAAUACUGGGUUCUCCGUUCGCCUGACCAUCUGGGGCUCUACGGCGCAGAAAUUCAAUGCCUCGCCCGAGUCUGUGAUAGCUUUCAAAGGUGUGAAGGUCUCUGACUUUGGUGGGCGAAGUCUGAGUUUGCUGAGCUCGGGUUCAAUGGCGGUUGAUCCUGACAUUGAGGAAGCCCACAAGCUCAAAGGCUGGUAUGACGCACAAGGUAGGGAUGAGAAUUUCUCUUCACAUGCUUCCUUAUUAGGCACAGCCUCAUCAACGAUGAAGUCGGAUCAAUUCAAGACCAUCGCCCAAAUAAGAGAGGAGCAAUUGGGUAUGUCGGAGGAGGCGGUUUACUUUUCGCUGAAAGCAACAGUCAUCUAUAUUAAGCAGGAUAAUAUGUCUUUUGCUUAUCCUGCUUGUCUCUCAGAAGGUUGCAACAAGAAGGUGACCGAGCUUGAUCCUGGUCAGUGGCGCUGUGAGCGCUGCGAUAAGACUCACCCCCAACCUGACUACCGCUACAUAAUGCAUGUCAAUGUCAGCGAUCAUACCGGCCAACUUUGGCUGAGCUGCUUUGACGACGUGGGCAGAUCGAUGAUGGACAUUUCGGCCAAUCAGUUAAUGGAGCUGUUUCAAACGGACGAAAAAGCAGCUGGCGACGUAUUCCAGGAUGCCAAUUGCCGGACCUGGAAUUUCCGAUGCCGUGCCAAAAUAGACCAUUUCGGCGAACAACAACGUAUACGGUAUCAGGUAUCCUCGGCCAAACCGAUUAAUUAUUCCCACGAGGCUGGACGCCUUGCUGAUCUGAUUGGAUCUUACACUGUAUCUUGA